Molecule: messenger RNA, 5872 nt
Organism: Phyllostomus discolor (pale spear-nosed bat)
Lineage: Eukaryota; Metazoa; Chordata; Mammalia; Chiroptera; Phyllostomidae
Gene: HOOK1
Product: hook microtubule tethering protein 1
Exons: 22
Coding region: 170-2353 (727 amino acids)
Biological process (GO): cytoplasmic microtubule organization; cytoskeleton-dependent intracellular transport
Cellular component (GO): centrosome; cytoplasm
Molecular function (GO): microtubule binding; dynein light intermediate chain binding
Source: RefSeq, a predicted model, not a curated record
GAGGGGGUGACGCUGGCGACGUCGGCAGCGCGAGGCUUCGCGCGUGAGAGGCUCGGGCGCUAGGCCUGGCUACAGAGCUUUCCUGGCAGGCGAGCAGGUUGUCGACGCCGCCUCCUGAAGGAGUGCGGGCGGGGAGGUGUCGGGGUCAGCGGCGUAAUCAACUGCGGCCAUGGAGGAGACGCAGCCGCUUCCGCAGCCCGAGCUGCAGCUGUGCGACAGCCUCAUCAUCUGGCUGCAGACAUUCAAUACUCUGGCACCUUGUCAAGAUGUAAAACAGCUGACUAAUGGAGUUGCCAUGGCACAAGUUCUUCAUCAGAUUGAUGUAGCUUGGUUCGAUGAAUCUUGGUUAAGCCGAAUUAAGGAGGAUGUUGGUGACAACUGGAGAAUAAAGGCUAGUAAUUUAAAGAAGGUACUUCAAGGAAUCAUGAGUUAUUACAGUGAGUUUUUGGGGCAACAGAUUUCUGAAGAACUUAUUCCUGAUUUAAACCGAAUAACUGAAUGUUCAGAUUCUGUGGAGCUUGGGAGGUUGCUGCAGCUUAUUUUAGGUUGUGCAGUCAACUGUGAAAAGAAGCAAGAACAUAUUCAAAAUAUAAUGACACUGGAAGAGUCAGUUCAACAUGUGGUCAUGACUGCUAUUCAAGAGUUGAUGAGUAAAGAAAUAUUGAGCUCUCCUGCAAAUGAUGCCGUUGGAGAAUUAGAGCAACAGCUAAAAAGGGCCCUGGAAGAACUUCAGGAGGCACUAGCAGAGAAAGAAGAACUGAGGCAAAGGUGCCAAGAACUAGAUAUGCAGGUGACUGCACUUCAAGAUGAAAAGAAUUCACUGGUUUCUGAGAAUGAGAUGAUGAAUGAAAAACUUGACCAGUUGGAUGGAUCUUUUGAUGAUCCAAAUACAAUGGUUGCAAAGAAGUUUUUUCAUGCACAGUUACAACUAGAGCAAUUACAGGAAGAAAAUUUCAGGCUUGAAGCUGCAAAAGAUGAUUACCGUGUUCACUGUGAAGAACUUGAAAAGCAACUAAUUGAAUUUCAGCAUAGGAAUGAUGAAUUGACUAGCCUUGCUGAGGAAACAAGAGCCCUGAAAGAUGAAAUCGAUGUUCUUAGAGCUACCUCUGACAAAGCAAAUAAACUGGAGUCAACAGUUGAGAUAUAUCGUCAGAAGCUACAAGAUCUGAGUGACCUGCGCAAGCAAGUGAAAACUUUACAGGAAACAAAUAUGAUGUAUAUGCAUAAUACAGUCAGCUUACAAGAAGAAUUAAAGAAGGCAAAUGCAGCACGUACACAGUUAGAAACAUACAAGAGACAGGUUCAGGAUCUACACAGUAAACUUUCCUCUGAAUCCAAACGGGCUGACACACUAGCAUUUGAAAUGAAGCGGCUUGAAGAAAAGCAUGAAGCUUUACUUAAGGAAAAAGAGAGACUAAUAGAACAGCGUGAUGCUCUAAAAGAAACAAAUGAAGAACUGCGGUGUUCACAAGUACAACAGGAUCACCUGAACCAAACAGAUGCAUCUGCUACAAAAAGUUAUGAAAAUCUUGCUGCUGAGAUUAUGCCUGUGGAAUAUAGGUGUUUUAUUCGACUGCAACAUGAAAAUAAGAUGCUUCGCUUACAGCAGGAAGGUACUGAGAACCAACGUAUUGAAGAACUUCAAGAGCAGCUAGACCAGAAGCAUCGUAAGAUGAAUGAAUUGGAAACUGAGCAAAGGCUGAGCAAAGAGCGUAUCCAAGAAUUGCAGCAGCAGAUUGAGGAUCUCCAGAAGUCUUUACAGGAGCAAGGCUCCAAGUCUGAAGGAGAAAGUUCCAGCAAACUAAAACAGAAGUUGGAAGCUCAUAUGGAAAAACUAACAGAGGUCCAUGAAGAACUACAGAAGAAACAAGAGCUCAUUGAAGAUCUUCAGCCAGAUGUAAAUCAGAAUGCACAAAAAAUCAGUGAACUUGAAGCUGCUCUUCAGAAGAAAGAUGAAGACAUGAAAGCAAUGGAGGAACGAUAUAAAAUGUACUUAGAGAAAGCAAGAAAUGUAAUAAAAACUUUAGAUCCCAAAUUAAAUCCUGCAUCAGCUGAAAUAAUGCUACUUAGAAAGCAGUUGGCAGAGAAAGAGAGAAGAAUUGAGAUUCUGGAGAGUGAAUGUAAAGUGGCGAAAUUCCGUGAUUAUGAAGAAAAACUCAUUGUUUCUGCCUGGUAUAAUAAGAGUCUAGCAUUUCAGAAACUGGGGAUGGAGUCUAGACUUCUGAGCAGCAGUGGUGCUUGCAAAGACCCUGGUGCGUGUCCUCCUGCACGCUCCUUCCUAGCACAGCAACGGCACAUUACCAGCACCCGGAGAAAUCUCUCUGUUAAAGUUCCUGCUACAACAUCUGAUUAAACUCAAAAGAAAACAAACAGAAGUGUCCUUAAGUAUUUUCUGUCCUUCAACUAACUACCAGAUUGAAAAAGAAGUUUAUGAUACAGGAUACCAGCUGUUCAACAGGCAUGAAGUUAAUUUUGCUGGCUGACUUUGAAAACAAAAUAUAGAAUUAGCUAUCCCUCUGAGGGAGUGCACUUGAAUCAUUAGAAGAUGUAAUUAGGCAUACCUCUCAAACAUUUGUGUUUUGAGAGUAUUCUGUUUUCAGAUUGACUUCAUAUAUUUUAGUUUAAUGUUUUCAUUUGUGUCAGUAACUCGGUUAAUUUGCAAUACAUAAUCAGUAAUAGUAAUUUAAAAAUAUAUCUAUUCAUUUGAUUGUUUGGAUCCAUAUAAAAAUAAUCUUAUGGUACAUACACGUAGGGCUGUAAAGAGUUAUAUUUUUUAUUUGAUGUAUACAAAGUUUUCCCUUUGCAUCAAGUUCUGGCAUUGAAUGUGUAUAUUUUGUCAUGUAAUGGAAGAUAAAACAUUUGGAAGUUUUGACUGUUGAAGUGACUUUGCCGUAGUAAAGUAACUAAUUGGAAAUUUUGCAGAUUCAGAAGUGGUUAUACUUCUGUGUACCUACUAUAAAGGAGUGCAUAACCCUCUCCUUUAUAGUGAAGGGUGAGGAAAUCAACUGAUUUUUGUAAGGGGUGACUUUCUGAUGUGAAACAAGCUAAAAAUAUACUUUGUGUGAAGCAUCCAUGUGCUCCUUAAUAUAAUUAGUGAAGAUUACAAUUUAUUUUGCUUUUAAGCAUUAAAUGAUCAGGGUCUCUGCUAAAAAUACUGUACUAAAUUUGCCUCUUCACUGGGAAGAGAUGGUGCAGUGAUGUCACAAUUUGGAAUCAAUUUGAUAUUAUUUCCCAAUAAGCAAUCUGUCUCAGGCUGUGUUUAUGGUAUUCAGUUCGUUUCUGCCUGAAGCUCUUUAUUUUCAACGGUGUUCCUUUCAAAUUUUUUGAGAGUUACACUUUGGCAUUUUAAUUUAGUUCAGUAAAAUAUGUGCUGUUCAAUAUUGUAGCCACAAGCCACACAUAGCAAUUUUAAUGAAAUUGAUUAAAAUUAAGUUCCUUGGUUGCACCAGCCACAGUUCAAAUCCUCAGGAGCCACAUUGGCUAAUGGCUAUAGUAUUGGACAGUGCAGAUAUAAAAUAUGUCCAUCGUUGCAGAAAGUUCUGUUGGAUGGUGCCAUACUAAACCUUUUUUAUAAUGACGUUGAAAUACUCCUUGAUGUUAGACCACAAAAGUAGAAAGCUGAAAAAUGUCAGGACUGUUGCAUUAGAAAAAGGAAUUGAAUUGUGACACAACUAGCAUCUUGCAUUCCUUAAAGCUGAAUACUAUAGUAGUUACUUUAGGCAUUGUUGGCUAUAUGACCAGGAGCUAGUACUCAGCUCUGCUGUGAAGUGUGUAUGAAAGCAGCAGCCAUGCACAAUAUGGAAAUCAGGUAAGUAUGGUCGUAUUUCAGUAGAACUUUAUUUUACAAAAACUGGUGGUAGGUCUGAUUUGGCCUGCAGGCUGAAGACCUCCUUGGGUAUAGAGUUUAUUCUUAACAUUUCCUUGAAAACACGAAUAUUGUUUCCAUUUACAGUGUUACUCUUUUAGAUUCUUGGGUUUUAGAUUCUCUGCCAGUAAAAUUUUUUUUUAAAUUUCUGAAAAUACAAGAAUUUCAUACUGUAUUUAAAAUACUUAGAUUAGGGCGCAUCUGUGAGGACAUUUUGUUUUUUAUCAGGGUUACUUCUGUUGACUACCUCUUAGGUUUUGAUGUCUUUUUCCAGUAUAUUUGCAAAUAUGUUGUUGGUUUGCAUUUUCAUAUAUCCUUGUAGUCUCUGCUUGCCUGUGAAAUAAGCCUUUGAAAAUAUUUUAGCAUGCUUAUUAAAAUUUUCUAAAUAUUAUGGCAUUCUGGUAUAUUUUGGUCAAUGUAAGACAUGAGCUGCUUUGGUAUUUACUACUUGCUUAUCAUUGAGAUUUUCCAAGCUCUUCAAGCUCCCUUUUAAAGGACUUUAUUGUAAAACAGCAGUUUCAAUAAAUUAGUAUUUUCACAGUUCAAUUGCUCAUAAAUUUUAGAUUAUUAUACUUGGAAUUUCUAAAUAAUUCAUGCAAUUUCUGAAUAAGGACCUAAAACUAGACUCUUCUUAAUAGAGAAAAAGCAAUUUUGUGAUUUACCACUUUUUCAGGUGAUAGGUAGAAUUUAAAUUGCUUGAUAUACAAGUAUUUAUACAAGACUCAUGUAAUUUAAAGUUCUGUAUCAUUGUGGUUAAUCAUAUGGAAAUUCAAGAACUGGCCAGAAGUGAGAUUAAUUCCCACAUCUGGUUAACAUAGUGAGAUUGACACCCUGUGGGUGGUAAAGCGUUAUGAAUAUUUCCUAUAAACCAUGAGUUACACGUGUCUGGGUUAUCAGUGAUGUUUAAGUGGAUAUACCAGGGAAGAAAACUUGAGCAUUUAUCUAUGUGAUAAGUUGUUACAUGUCCCAGUGAUAAUAAAGUAAAACCACAGACUAAUUUGGAAAUGAUCUUUAACUUUGAGAAUUUUCUGUAAAACUAAUAUUUUUCUUUUUAAAACAAAAAGUAUGUAUACAUAUGACAGUGAUGUUUAUCCUGAGAUUAACUUAAUGUAUUGAAAAAUACUUUAAGUUCACUGUAUUUUUUCAAUGAAUAAGGCUGUUGAACUGAUUUAGAAUUAAUAGAACUAAUAGGUGAAGAAUCAAUGUGUUGUCUAGAAACUUUAAACUGGGCAUCCUCAUUAUGAUGUCAUCUUGGAUACCUGAAGUGCUAACCAGAAUGUUAGAUAAUGCUUGUACGUCAAUACCUGUGUCUGUGUAGUGAAACAUCUGACUCCAUCGGGUGGCUUUUAGUGCACAACACCACCAUUUCAGGUUCUCUGCAUGUGUAUUUAACAAGAACCAUUCCUAUGUAAAAUGUGUAUAUACAGUUGUAUGCAUUCAUUCUUAUUGUGAACCUGUACAUUGCAAUGAAGUAGUAUGGAAAUUGGUAAAGCACUAAAGCACAACCACAAAAGAAAAUGGUGUGCAGGUAUUAAACUUGAUGUAGCAUGCCCUGGCCAAUGUGGCUCAGUGGUUGGAGCAUCAUACCAUAACCAAAAAGUUGUGGGUUCAUUUCCCAGUAAGAGCACAUACCUAGAUUUUGGGUUCAUCCCUGGUCUGGCCCUAUGAUUUCCCAGUCCCGGCACAGAACCCCAGUCUGGAUGCUAUGAAGGCAACCAAUUGAUGCUUCUCUCUCAUUGAUGUUUCUCUCUCCCCCUUCCUCUCUCUAAAAAAGCAAAUGGAAAUGUCAUUGGGUAAGGAUUAAAAAAAAACAACCUGAUGUAGCUUAAUUGUAAUAAUUUAGUUUCUAAAAGUUUUUUUCUAUUUUCUAUGGAAAAGACUUUGACAUUUGAAAAAUAGAAGCAAUGUUUGAUUUAUUUUUGUAUUUAGGAUAUUUUAAAUAAAUGAUUGUCCAAUAACAGUUUAAUAGUUGUAAAGUGUUUUAAGUAAAUAAACUUUCCAAUUCUG